UGUAAGGACAUGAUCCCCAGCAGAGGGAGGACAGUCAGAAUCAUCGUGCAGCAGUCUGGACCUGACCAUGACCGGGAUGUUUGGGAAGGUAAAGCCAUGUGCUGAGUGCAACCUGGUUCUGCUCGGAGCGAUGGGCUGUGGAAAAUCAGCUCUCACUGUCAAGUUUCUCACAAAGCGCUUCAUCAGUGAAUAUGAUCCUUAUCUUGAGGAUAUCUACUCAUCAGAUGAGCUUGUGGACCAGCAGCCUGUUACAGUACGAGUGAUGGACACCUGUGACCAGGAGGGUCCAGUGAAUUGUGAGCGCUAUCUUUCAUGGGCCAAUGCCUUCCUGGUGGUCUACAGCAUCAACGACAUGGAGAGCUUUAAAGGCUGCCAGCUCUACCUGCAGACUCUCUCCAUGCAUAAGAACACCUUCAGGUCCCAGACUCCCAUCAUCCUGGUGGGCAACAAGCUGGACAUGGACAGAUACAGGCAGGUGAGUCAGAGUGAUGGUGAGGCUGUGGCGAUUCGCUUCGACUGCUCCUUCUUCGAGGUGUCCGCCUGUUGGGACUUCCUCUCUGUCCAGUACAUCUUCCAUGAGGCAGUCCGGAGGGCCAAGCGAGGUGGUGAACGCAGCAAUUUGCUCAGUGCUGCCUACGUCAGUGAGGACAAAGCUCUGCUGGGUGUCCACUCCUUCUCCACUCUAUGCUACAAGGAGCUGCCGGCGCCUGCCACCGCCAAGCUGGUCACAGUGAAGACAUCCAGAGCUCAGAGCAAACGGAGGGUCGCCACACUCACCCUGCUCAAGGGCUUUAAGAUCUUCUGACACGUCUGCCAUCCAACUGUGACUUUGAUGUCUUUCAGACCGAAAGACAUCUUGAUGCAACACAGCAGAGAACAGAGUAGGAAGAAGAGCUGGUAUACUAGUAUGGUAUAUUUUUCCUUUGUAAGGAAAUCAAAGAUUCUGGUUCAUAAAAGCCUUCCUACUGGUUUGGAUCUGAACUUUGAACAACUCCUGCUGGGUUGUAUUUCUCCUACACGUUCUGGCUGUAUGCUUCAGUUGUUUGUGUCUGAUUCUGAUUUACUCCAGGCUUUUUGUAUCACCCUUAAAUCCCAACAAGUGGAAGACCAGAAAUCCUUCAAAGGAAUCGGUCAUCACAUCCUGUAGAUGGCUGUGUAAGAUGUAAAGUCAUCCUCGCUCCUGUCAGACUGCACCAUGGCAACUGUAGCUACAAUGUAGCUCUCCACCAUCAG
Messenger RNA from Gambusia affinis (western mosquitofish), 1233 nucleotides. It is a transcript of the gene rasl12, whose product is annotated as RAS-like, family 12. The coding region runs from base 68 to 805 and encodes 245 amino acids. Gene Ontology annotation, molecular function: GTP binding; GTPase activity. Lineage: Eukaryota; Metazoa; Chordata; Actinopteri; Cyprinodontiformes; Poeciliidae. The record is from RefSeq and is a predicted model, not a curated record. The transcript is spliced from 5 exons.